AAGCACUCCGCCGAUGGCGUCAUCUCGCUUGCCGUGGGAGAGAUCGUCUCUCGUUUUUAUCGGUGUUUGCGGAAGUUAACUGAAAGUGAUGAAAAUGGAACUGCAGUCAAAAGUUUCUCAAAAUGGUGACAAUGGGAAUGGAUCCCCCCAACUGAAGAAACCUAUAGAUCCUGUUGCAGGAUUGUCGAAGGAUGGCAUCACCAUGACACCACCUAUCGACCACUCGCCGCUCCCCCGACAAGACUCGCUUCCAUUGUCCCCACAACAGCCAAUGUCUCCAGACCCAGUCCAUGAUCUGCCUGAGGAACUGCUCCUUGCUGGAUGGAGAAAGUUCUGGAGCAAACGAGAACAACGACCAUAUUUUUUUAAUAAAAACACCAAUGAGUCCCUAUGGGAUCAGCCCCCACCAAUUGGUGGUCAACAACCAGAUUUGUUAAGUGAUCCCCUGGGUAUAGGAUCUGUGCCCCCGCAGGUUGCUGGGGAUGUAAGACUGUCUCGACCCAGUAUAGAAAUUCCUCCAGCACAAGUUGGGGAGAAGCGACGGGCUAGUGCAGAGAUGGGACAACUCAGUCCAUCAAAGAGACCAGCAUUUGCUUACAGCCCAUUUUGGAAUUUUGAUAUACCCAGUAAUGCUGUGAUAUAUGAGCGUGCCCCUCCUGUCCUCCCUCCUCCGCAUCCUGACAUUGAGAAUCUCCGAGCACAAAUGAUCGCUCGGCUCAGGACACACUAUCAGGAGCUCUGCCAAGCCAGAGAAGGAAUACACGCCCCUACAGAGUCGUUUAACAGGUGGUUAUUGGAGAGGAAGGUUAUGGACAAGGGUAGUGACCCCUUCCUGCCGUCAGUGUGCUCACCUGAGAUAUCACAGUCUAUGUACAGGGAAAUUAUGAAUGACAUACCUGUCAAACUGAUCAAACCUAAGUACUCCGGGGACGCCAAGAAACAGCUCUUUAAAUACGCUGAAUCAGCAAAGAAAAUGAUAGAAACCAGGAGUGCUUCAUCUGAAAGUCGCAAGAUUGUCAAGUGGAAUGUAGAGGACACAUUCACAUGGUUAAGAAAACAACAAAAUGCAAGCUAUGAGGAUUUUUUGGAACGACUAGCUCAUCUUAAACGACAGUGUCAGCCUCACCUCACAGAAACAGCUAAGGGAUCUGUGGAGGGCAUUUGUAGUAAAAUCUUCAACAUGUCUGCAGACACAGUCAAAACUCUGCAUGAAAAACACUGGCAGUUACUUAAGGAAAGCAACAUCACUCCUGUUCCACCAUUCCCAGAGCCAACACAUAAGCGUAAGGUUGUGUGUUACCCUAUACAAAUGGUGAUUCCAUGUCCACGAAUGCCACUGGUUGAAAUGCAGACAGAAAAUGAGGUUCACAGCCUCAAGUACAAAACAGAAGCUCUCAGAAUCAACAGCUCACAUUUUCAUAAACUGGAACAGCUUUAUAGACUGAAUUGUAGAGAUGAUCCCAGAUUUGACCAGUUUCUUGCCCGAGUAUGGUGUUUGCUACGGAGAUAUCAGACGCUGUUUGGGAUUCACGCCAGUGAGGGCUUCGGUUUACAAGGAGCCCUUCCUGUACCUGUGUUUGAAUGUUUAAACCGUGUGUUUGGUGUGUCAUUUGAGUGUUUUGCAUCCCCAUUAAACUGCUACUUCAGGCAGUACUGUUCAGCGUUCGAAGAUACAGAUUCUUAUUUUGGUUCUCGUGGAUCAAUUUUGAAAUUCCAUCCAGUGAGCGGAUCAUUUGAAGCCAAUCCACCAUUUUGUGAGGAACUCAUGGAAGCAAUGGUUGAUCAUUUUGAGGGCUUGCUAGGUGAUACCCAGGAACCCUUGUCAUUUAUUGUGUUCAUCCCUGAGUGGAGAGACCCUCCCACUGAGGCGCUCAUGCGACUCGAGUCUAGCAGAUUCAAAAGGAAACAGGUGAUAUUUCCGCCAUAUGAGCAUGAAUACAGGAGUGGUUUUCAACAUUUUUGUCCCAAGACCGAGAUGAGUUCCAAGUCAUUACACGGUACAAUGGUGGUGUUUCUCCAGAACAAUGCAGGAUUUGCCAAAUGGGGACCAACCCCAGAACGAGUCAAGGAAUUACUGUUAUCAUCUAAACCCCGUGAUACUGUAUAACACAAGUGUUCACAGAUCUCAGUGCGAAGGUUGACACAGACUUUGUUCCACAGACAGUUAAGGUUGGGAUGCGUGUUGAUAUUUGUAUCUUUGUAUCUGCAGCUGCAGACAUCGGCUUCACUUUCUGCAUCAGUUGGAUAUCCUGUGUCUGGUUGAAUUUCCAGUGUCUGGUUGGUACCAGUGUUGUACUUGAAUCUCUAGCAUCGGGACACUUUUGAUUUAAAAAUACAGUCUAGUAUAACAGUAGAUAUGUUCUGGAGGUUAAACCUGUUGGAAUAUUGCCAAACAUUCUUUAAUAGUUUAAAAUCACAAUUAAAAUCAUAUUUUCUUCCCAGGUAUUAAUGUAACCAUUUUUUUAAGAUAUGACAGACAAAGUGUUUAUACUUGUUUUUAAGUUUGAAACUCAUGUAAAGGUGAUGAGUGUCACAGUAAGGUAGUAUUUAUUCAUCAGUACCAGUUUAAAAACAUCCUAUGUUAUCCCCGAUAGAAUUCAUAAGAAUUAUUCCUGAUACAUCAAAUAGAAAAUUUGACUCUAUGAAAGCAGUUCACUUUCAAAUAUUAGUAUUUGUUGAGCAGUAUUUUGGGGUUUUAUUGUCUGGAUUAACAAGGUUUCAGUAUACACGAUGGAGACAUUUGUAGUUCAUUAAAUAUUUCUUGUCAUUAAGUUACUAGGUAUGUGAACUGAUGUGACUGAGACACAAAAGUGUUAUCUCGUGAAACUUUGUCAUUCUGAAAUCAGACAGGACUGUGUAUGAAACCAUUACCUAUUAGUAAGAUGUAUGUAAUUUAUUCCUGUAAUAUAUGUUGGCUGUAUUUACCUGACUUACAAUUGAGUGAUGCCCCUAUAGUUGGAAAUAUAGCAAUUGAACUGCACCAGCCUAUUUCAACCUGUGUGAUAUAUUAACAUUGUUAAAGUCUCUUCUGGACCAUCUCAUCACCAACAGUGGUUUGCGCUGAAUUUCGGAUCAAAUACACUUGCCAGAGGAAAGAUAAUUGAUUUGACAAAAUAAGGCAGCACCCAACUGUUUUAAAUUAUUAAAUUACAUUUAACACUUCAGAAUUGCUCAAAAUUUUAAAGUUAAAAAAAAUCACAUUUAAAAAUAUAUCGUGCUGAAAUUCCUUAUAUUUAUUUUUUAAAUGUAGACCAUUUUUGUCAUGCCCAUAUAAAUCAACUUUAUCAUGCCAUCACAUAAAUAGACUUAACAUAUCAUGAAAGUAUUUCAUAUUAAAGAGAUAAAUACUGGUGCACUAUUCCCUAAACCUGGGGGAAGGGAUCAAAAUAGCUUGACAAAACUAUCACAGGGCAACUACCCUUAAUCAGUAUUUAGAUUACCAAUUUUGUCCAAUAUCUAAGGAGGGAUAAUCUUUUUUUCUUCAUUAGCAAAGAUGAUUACAAUAAAAAGAGGUGAUUGACAUAUCCAACUUUCAAAACCACUCGAUGAUAAUGUUUAAUUAAGGUAUCAUGGAAAACGCUACCAACUCUUCAUUAAAAUUGGGCCAGAGGGAUCACUGUAAUAAACUGUUAUUUGUUUUGGUUGUGUACCAAUAAAAGUGUUGGUAAAAAGAUUUUCGGUUAUAUAUUUGUUAGAUAUUAUUAAUGUUGCAAGAGUUUUAUAGAUAUAUUCUACAGAUUUCUCCUGUUACACACAGUCCCUGUAAGUUAUCUCACCUAUUUAUAUGUCAAUACAUGCAAACGUUCUCUGUCAAAUGUGUUAGCAGGCUUUCUUUUGUUGCUUGGUUGUAUUUUGUAGACUGAGUUAAUAUAAAUUACCAUAGUCAAUAUGUGCGUCCUCAGACUGGUAUGGUAAUGAUAUGCCUUAAGUAAGUCGUAAACAUUUAGGUAAAUAGAACCUAAAUUAUUAUUAGAAAUAAGAAAUAGUCUGGAAUAUAUCUGGAUUUUACACUGGAUUUGGGAUAGACAGGUAUUUGAAAUCAUGGGUUCAGUUUCCCAAUUAUUUUCAAAAUUUCUACACUGAAAAUACUAUUACCCCCUUUAACUGCUUGCUUUGAAUAUUUUCUUGGUAUUUAGAAACAUUUAUAUAAAAACUGGGUUUUUUUUAAAUUUGUAUGAUGCUUAUAGCCUAGGCGAAGACUGAAGUGCUUUCUCUUGUUUUGUGUUGAUUCUAUUGUACAGAUUAUUGCAUGUAGCAUGUUGUGAACUGUGUACUGGUAUAUAAUAAUUAUUUAUUAGUUUUCUAAUGUCAGAGGUAGAACAAUGAACUGCAUGGUUUUGUUAUUUUCUGCAGCAUCACAUUUUUACUGGUGUAUCAAUAUAAAUUAUUUUUUUGACUGACUCGUGUAAUUCGUUAUUGAGAAUGUUUAUUUUGUUGACAUGUUGCAUGAAUGAUUUCCAUGCUGGUUAAUUUGUCCCAGCUAUGAAAAUUAGCUUCAUGAUAAUACUGAGGUAUUUGUUGUGUACUAAACACCGUAGAUAUUAAACAAUAUUCACAAACUGUGAUGUACAAAAUAUGUGUAUAAUAUUAGAAGCUGGAUGGUAUAUCUUGAGCCAAGAUGGCCUCCUUAUCUAAAAUGUCUUAAAAGGAAUAUUAGGAAACGGAACUCUUUUGAUCUUCUUAUCGUCCGUUCUAGAAUCGAGAUACCAUCAUGUCGGAUAUGUGGAUAAAAAACAAAAUUUACAAAAUUCAGAGUACAUACAGAUUGGUAUGUUUACAUGGUUUUUCCGUAAAACAAUUUAAGACUUUUUACUUAAAAACAGGUAUUAUAAACUUUGUUAACUUAUUACGCUUUGUAUGUACCUAAAGCAAUGAUGUGAUAUACUUAAGAUACUCUUGUGAACAGAAAUGUGGAGAUUGGGCGCUUUCAGUCUGUUUUGAAAUGGAUGAUAGCAGUGAAGUAAAGUCUAAUUGUUCAAACCUAAUAUGGUUAUCGUUAAACAGGCAACAGCCAUGUUUCUGUCUGCAAGUGCUACUUAUGAUGUCACAUGAUCGCUCUAUUGUGAACCACAUUCUGCUACGAGAGGAUACUAGUACAUACACACAUAUGUACAUUUGGCAGGUCUGAUGUUAGUGGGUACUAGUACAUAUACACAUAUAUGUACAUGUGGCCGGUCUGAUGUUAGAGGGUAGUGGUACAUACACAUAUAUGUACAUGUGGCCGGUCUGAUGUUAGUGGGUAGUGGUACAUACACAUAUAUGUACAUGUGGCCGGUCUGAUGUUAGUGGGUAGUGGUACAUACACAUAUAUGUACAUGAGGCCGGUCUGAUGUUAGAGGGUAGUGGUACAUACCGGUAUAUGCACAUGUGGCCGGUCUGAUGUUAGAGGGUAGUGGUACAUACCGGUAUAUGCACAUGUGGCCGGUCUGAUGUUAGAAGGUAGUGGUACAUACACAUAUAUGUAUUUGUGACAGGUCUGAUGUUAGAGGGUAGUGGAACAUACACAUAUAUGUUCAUGUGGCAGGUCUGAUGUUAGAGGGUAGUGGUACAUACACAUAUAUGUACAUGUGGCAGGUCUGAUGUUAGAGGGUAGUGGUACAUACACAUAUAUGUACAUGUGACAGGUCUGAUGUUAGAGGGUAGUGGUACAUAAACCUAUAUGUACAUGUGACAGGUCUGAUGUUAGAGGGUAGUGGUACUAGUACAUAUAUAUGUACAUGUGGCAGGUCUGAUGUUAGAGGGAAGUGGUACAUACACAUAUAUGUACAUGUGACAGGUCUGAUGUUAGAGGGUAGUGGUACAUACACAUAUAUGUACAUGUGGCCGGUCUGAUGUUAGAGGGUAGUGGUACAUACACAUAUAUGUACACAUGACCGGUAUGAUGUUAUAGGGUACUAGUACAUACACAUAUAUAUAUAUGGUGAACAUUCUGGAGAGCGUAAAUGUAUGACAAAUGUCUUGUCAGGAUACUUUGAUGUUAUGUACAUUUGACAAUUUUGUUGUCAAAUAGAGGAUAUGGCUAAAAAGUCUUAUGUGUGCGCAAGACCAUUCGUAUGGCUUGACGUUUGUGAGGAUAUUCAUGUUGGUAGUAUUUAUUUUAAAUAUUUCAUUUAUUUUACUGCUUUGUAAAACAAGCACCACUGUGGUACGUUAAUGUUCUUUCCUGCACGAUCUCCUGUUGUCAGAACUUGUAUAUUUAAGUUAAGCUGAUAUAACAUUUUGCAUAACCCAACUAGCAUGUCAAUGUCAGAAGAAAGCCUUGUCUGUAAUAAUUGCUUUGUCUGGUCGUCAAACUACAUUUGUGAGCUAUUUCAUUAUGUCUUUAAUCAAAAUGUAUGAUCAUCUUCAAGCUUAUGUCUUUAAAAAAGAGAAUACAUGCUACAAAUCAUUGUACAUCAUUGAGAUUGAAAGGCAGCUUCCUCAUACACUUGUUUGUUAUUAUUGAUUACAGCAAUUGUGUUUGUGUGUAACACAUGUUUUAUUAUGAAUUCUAUAUACUUACCUGUACAUAGGAAUUAAGUAUAUAAUGUGUAUAUAUUGAAAUUUUGGUCUUGCAAUGUUCAUGUCUAAAGGUUUUGUAUAUGUAAAUGUAUUUUUGUAAAAAUUCAUAUAGUGUCAUGUAUACCUGUACAUAUAUAAUUGCUGAUUGAAAUGUACGCAAUUUGCAAAUUUAUAAAUCC
Mizuhopecten yessoensis (Yesso scallop) is the source of this 6680-nucleotide messenger RNA. RefSeq names its product phosphorylated CTD-interacting factor 1-like. The transcript is spliced from 16 exons. The record is from RefSeq and is a predicted model, not a curated record. Lineage: Eukaryota; Metazoa; Mollusca; Bivalvia; Pectinida; Pectinidae. Gene Ontology annotation, molecular function: RNA polymerase II C-terminal domain binding; mRNA (2'-O-methyladenosine-N6-)-methyltransferase activity. Bases 89 to 2107 code for a protein of 672 amino acids. Gene Ontology annotation, cellular component: nucleus.